AGAGAAUUCAAAUUUCUCGCUGACUCCCAUUCCCCAACACCACCACGGACCACCACCACCGCCACUCAAUCCGUCGCUCUCCUCCAUCUCCUCCUCCUGCCCCCGCCGGCGAUCACUGCCGCGCCCUCCUCGGCGGGGGGCCACUCCGGAAGUACGCGAUGAAGCUUAAGAUCAACAAGGCGUGCGACCUCGCCUCCAUCUCCGUCCUCCCUCCCCGGAGGACCAGAGGGAGCAGCGGUGGCGGAAUGAGCGCGCCUGCUGCUGCUUCCGCGGCGCCGCAGCAGCGGUCCCAGUCGAUGUCGCAGAAGUCCUUCUCGCAGGACGGUGGUGGCGGGACGAGCGCGCCUUCUGAUGCUUCCGCAGCGCAGCAGCAGCGGUCCCAGUCGAUGUCGCAGAAGUCCUUCUCGCAGGGCGGCGGCGGCGCGUCCUUCUCGCAGGGCAUAGGCAGCGGAGGCGCGUCCUUCUCCCAGGGCAGAGGCGCGUUCUUCUCCCAGGGCAGCGGCGGCGGGGGCGCCGCGUUCUCUCAGGGCGGUGGAGGCGGAGGCGCGGCGUUCUCUCAGGGCGGAGGUGGCGGAGGCGCGGCGUUCUCUCCGAGCGGAGGUGGCGGAGGCACGGCGUUCUCUCAGGGCGGAGGUGGCGGAGGCGCGGCGUUCUCUCAGGGCGGAGGUGGCGGAGGCGCGGCCUUCUCGCAGGGCGGUGGCAGCGCGUCGCUCUUGCACGCGCAGUCGCAGCUCUCGCAGGCCUCCCUCAACGAGAGCCUCCUCAGCCUCCUCUCGCAGGCUCCCGCGCGCGACCAGAGAUUUGCCAUGAAAGAGGACCCGUCGAAGCGGAUGUCUUCGUAUCCUGCCAGUUCAGCUUCUUCUUGUAUGCGCGAUGAAUCUCAGCUACAACUUGCAAAUGUACCAACCAACCCUAUCCACCGCUGGAGCCCCUCUCUUCCGGAUAGCAGAUGUCAGGUUAAUGAGGAUGUUGAGCGCAAAUUUCAGCAUCUGGCAAGUUCAGUACAGAAGAUGGGAAUGAUAUUAGACUCUGUGCAAAAUGAUGUGAUGCAGUUAAACAGAGGCAUGAAGGAGGCAUCACUAGACUCUGGUGGCAUUCAGAACAAGUUUGUGAUCCUAGAGGACUCUCUAAAGCAAAUUCUUAAGGGACAAGAUGAUCUCAAAGCACUCCUCAAGGGAAGCACGAAAAGUAGUCCUGACCAGCUGAGUAUUCUCACCAGCAAAAUGGAUAAGAUAUCCUCGAUACUUUCAGUCUUGCCAAAGCAAGUUCAAACAGAAUUCGAGCAAUUCAAGGGUGACAUCUUUAGGAUUUUUACAAAAGAGAUGGAGGGGAUCGUUAGAGCUGUCAGAUCUCUCGAUAGUAGGCUGCCCGGUGCGAUGCAAAUGCUGGCAGACCAGAGCUGCACCACCAAUGCAAAACCCCUGAUGAACCAGACAGCAGUAGAAAAUGGAAGCCCCCUGAUGAACCAAGGACCGGUAGCAGACAGAAGGCCGCAGAAGAAACCAACGGCAAUAGCAAAUGGAAGGCCCAAGAGGAAGAACCAAACGGCAGCAGCAAAUGGAAGGCCCCAGAGGAAGAACCAACCAGCAGGAGCAAAUGGGAGGCCCCAGAGGAAGAAACCAACAGAAACAGCAGCAAAUGCAAAGCCCCAGAGGUACCUCACACGAGUGGCAAAUGGAAGGCCCCAAGUGAAACAAACAGAAGCAGCAGAUGGAAGGUCGCAGACGAACCAGAAACCCGAGGCAAAUGGGAAAGCCCUGAUACCAGUAACAAAAGCCGUUCCUGCUGCACCUGUGGUUUAUCAGCGAAAGGCGGUUGAUCUGGAGCCAAAGCUGGAACACAGGAUGGUACAGAAAUUGGCUGGCCCAAGCUACAGCAGGCCAGCGCCACCUAAAGAGCAAGAGUUGGCCAUUCAGAAGGUCAAUACAGAGGCGCCAAUCAACAAGAUGCAGGCCAUGCUGGGCAUUCUCAUGGACUCGGAUGACGACGACGACACUGAGGGGGGCGACAGCGACUGGAGCGCCUCCUGCGUGAUCCUGAAGUUGGAAGCAGGGCGUGAGGGUGAUGAGGUGGUGCCGGAGGAGGCGACGAGCGAGGGGGAGGGGGAGGCCCUGGAGAUCCUGCGGCGGGCGAGGAAGCGGCGGCGGAGGGAGGCCAACGCCAACGCCAUCGUGCUCGUCCAAGACCAAUGCUGAACAGAAGCUCGUAUAGCAACCCAACGGUAACGCGUGGUUCCUACGGUGGGUCAACAGACAGUGUUUUAACAGAGGUGUGGUUAACGGGGCAUACAGGACAGGUUACAGAGGCCGGGAGAGGUAAAAAUUCACACACUAUCUCACCGUGUGGUGAUGCGAUGUACAGACAGAGACAAGUACCUUUUCUUCUUUUUCCCUUUGCACAGACGAAAUGGAGGCUCGUACUGCUAAGCAAGUUUAAGAUUUUUCGGAAAAGGAGUUGAACUCUAGAGAUGUUCUCACUGAAAACUUGAUCGAGAACGAAGCUUUGUUAUUGGAUCAAAAUACUCACGUCUCUUAAAUCAUGAUCAGAGUCAAGGCUAGCUUGUAGUUAUCUCAUUAUGCGAUAGCAAUGGAGAAGCAUAACGCGUGCACAUUGCUUCACUUUUGUUGAUCUACGCAAGUUAUGCGUACUUCACAUAUAUCGUAGUUGGGGGCUUAGUUCUCCCUGUUCUUUCGUUGUUUGUGGUACAAUCAGUGUGAGGAAACUCAAAUAUCAUGCACGUUUGGUUGGUCAGAGUUACAAUCUCCAUGUAUAGCUACAGAAUGUCAGUGUGUUGGCACUUCGAAUUCUAACAAACAAUAUGUUAAGUUUCUAGGAUGAACAUAUGCAUGAAUAUGCCUAGUACUCUACUUGGUUGCUGCUACUAUUUGUUUUCCACUAUCGAAGCGAUAACGGAACAAGCGGCUGAAGGCCCAACUCCUAAAACCAUGUCUGGAACGUACUGUUAGCAGAUCUUCGAGACAUGCAGAAAACAAACAUACUAGAGCAAAAGAAGAUUACAAGACCCCAGAGGGGUCUGGCAACUUGCACAAUCUGAAGUUAUCAUGCAUCAAUCCUGCAGAACCAACAUCAGGACCUUCGUUGUGUCAUCAGUCAUCUUUAGUCUUCUUCCAUCCGGUCUUCACUCUGCGCCUCCAGCGUCAGCUGAACCCUUGAUGCUCCCCCACAUUUAGUCGCUAGUAUUGGAUUUUAUUUAUUUCAUUUCUUCUGUUGGGUAAUUUCCCGGGGAUUAGAGCUAGGAAUCAAGUAACUGAAAGUUGCGCGCAUGCAAAUAUUACAAUAAGACCUUUUUUUUAACAAGAUUUAAGUGUUUCUGUAAAGUACAGUAGCUUUCUUGUAAAUACAUUAUCUGAUUUGCUGAGUUGCCUACUUUAGGGACAAGUACACGAAUGGCACCACUAAUUCUGUUAGAGGGGAGAAAACACCUGGCGGCCACCACCGGCCUUCCCCUCGACUUCCCGCGCAUCCCCCUCCCUCCGCCGCCGCCGGCAACGUCGCCGGGCAAAGCCCCUGUGGCGCGGCGGCGGCGGACCUCUGCGUCUGGGGAUCUGAGGCGGCGGGAGCCAGAUCUUGGUCCUCCUGCGGGCAGCGGCGGCCGGGGCGCGGCGGUGGGCUUGUUGCAGUCGGCGGGGAUGGCGGGAGGCGGCGGCGUGCUAGGCGGGCUCGAUCUACACCUCACCGUAUUCAACAGGAGACUGCACGCCACUGUCAGACGUCUGAAGUCUGGAGUACUGACGAUGGUCCAUCCUCGGAACCUGACAAAGGCGGGCUGCUGCCGUUGCGCUUCAACCUGCUGCCUCUCAUCGCAGCGGUGAUGAUUCGUGGAGGUUCUCCGGUUCUGCCACGCAUGACGAGGAUUAUGGCGGUGGCGAUCUCCUCCUCGGCCGGAGGUGGCCAGCCGGUUUGUGGUUGGUUUGGCGGAUCUCGCGAUCUGUCAUCUAGUCCCCGGUUGCGGUCUUCGUGCUCUUUUCGUAUCGCGGCAAUUUCCUGCAUGAUCAGUCCUCCAUGAUCUGGUUAUCUGACGUGUUCCGGAACGGCCGGUCGGCCGCCAGAGAAUUUGCUCAGGAUAUCUGGUCGUGCAUGUCCAUAUAAGCCUACCAGGUUUUGAUGGGUGGUGCGAAGCUCUGUUGACGGAUGACACGUUGGGACAUGUCGGCUUCUUGAUUUUCAUGGUGGAGACAUCAGUGGAGGUCAUGGUGGCCAAGAUUGGAGGGUAGUUACACAGACAUAGUCUUGGAGGCGAUGGAGUCAGCCAGGUGUUAGAUGACUCUCAGGAGCAGCAGUGAUAAGUGGGAGGCGGCAACAUUGGGGGAUUUCAUCUUAGGUGGUACUCCUCGGGUGUCGAGUCGUGGCUUUCAGGGGUGAAAACCUAAGGUCUGACCUUCAUUGGUUGUGCCUGGCGAUUGCCUUGCUGAAGAAAUUGUUUUGAGAGCGCGGACUUUCUUCAGGGUGAAAACCAAAAACUUGGAUCGGGCAACGACGGCGCGUAUGCACUAUUCUCUUCUUGGAGGUGUUGUUUUUGGAGAUCUUUUAUGUUUUCCGGGUGUUGUAUUUGGUGGUGGUAUGAGUGCUCCUGUUGAGAGGAGUUGAUCCCUAUGGCGGGACCUUUAUUUUUUUCCUUUCUUUUUAUUUUCUACUUUAGCUGUGUGCAUUCUGGAUGUCUCGGCGACAUCUUGUAUUUUUUGAAACUCCUCGGCGACAUCUUGUAGAUGCAUAGGCCAGGUGUAAUUGAUAUCUUCAUGAUAUUAAUAUAUUUCUCUUUUAAAGAAAAA
Messenger RNA from Aegilops tauschii subsp. strangulata, 4790 nucleotides. Its product is annotated as protein PAIR1. NCBI's taxonomy places the organism in Eukaryota, Viridiplantae, Streptophyta, Magnoliopsida, Poales, Poaceae. Gene Ontology annotation, cellular component: nucleus. The record is from RefSeq and is a predicted model, not a curated record. Gene Ontology annotation, biological process: meiotic DNA double-strand break formation; microsporogenesis; embryo sac development.